AUGCUACGAAUCGCCCGAACCCUUAACCGGAGUCCCCUGGCCUCUCCCCUGGCCCGGGGCAUCCACCAAUCGACCCCCAAAACCAACCCUAGCCCUCUGCUGUCCUCAACCCCUACCCAGUAUUCGUCCAUGAAAGUUGCUUCUCUCAAGGACGAGUGCCGACGACGGGGACUGCGAUUGGGUGGCCGAAAGGCUGACCUAAUCGAACGACUCGCGUCACAUGACUUUUCCACUGUUAGUAAGCGGGCCGUUGUCUCGACUCCUAACCCCGUCGCUGCCCCCGCCCAGACCGCAACCGCUGCCGGCGCCACAGCUACCCUAACCCGUGUCCGGCUGAUUACAUCUUCGGCCCCUACCCUGGCCCAGGGAGAUACCUCCACCAUCGACUUUUGCAAGCUGCCUCACACCGGUAUGCCCGCCGAUGCGCCCCGAAUCAAGAUUCCUACUUCGCCCGAUGCUUACGGCGAGGUGGCCCGAUACGGAUCCCACGCGAUUACUAAUGACCGAAAGGUUGCUGAGUCAGUGGCCGAGGACGAGCUGCACAGUAAGCAGCCCCAGGAGAUCCACUACGCGUCCGGUCACGUGGUCCGGUCGUUUGCCGGCGACCACUCGUCCGAGACUGGUGACCACGACUUUUCCACCAACGACAAGCUUGUUUUGGGUGGCAUUGUCGGCGCUGUCGGUUUCUGGUGGUUUCUGGGACUCGAGGGAAAGGUGGAGUAG
Messenger RNA from Yarrowia lipolytica CLIB122, 723 nucleotides. RefSeq lists its product as uncharacterized. The record is from RefSeq and is a predicted model, not a curated record. NCBI's taxonomy places the organism in Eukaryota, Fungi, Ascomycota, Dipodascomycetes, Dipodascales.